This is a messenger RNA of Cuscuta epithymum, 2175 nucleotides long. Lineage: Eukaryota; Viridiplantae; Streptophyta; Magnoliopsida; Solanales; Convolvulaceae. The record is from the annotation of a GenBank genome assembly.
UCUUCUUGUAGUUGUUAAUAAUCUCUUCCAUCUGCAAGCCUUUGUAAACCCUCUUCCCGUCACUCUAGCCCAACCGAAGAACAAAACGAUCGAGCAGAACAAAAACCUCCUUUGAUCAACUCGAACGAGCCGGGAAGACGAAGCAAAAGAAACAGAAAAACUAAAACCGAACUUCGAUCAAAUCGAUCGAAUUUGGAGGACAAUAAGGUGUAAAGUCUAAGGGAAGGGAUUGCUCUGGCGAUACCAGGGCAAGCGGGCGCCGCCGCCAGCGCGGCGGCAACAAUAGGGACGGACCGAAGAUCUAUUAGAUUCGUCUCUCUCACUUGUGUUUUAGAUGAAGACCAAGCUCUUCCCCAGUCCAGAUGCGAACUUCAGAUUCCACCCCUUGCUACAACGACUGAAGACAUCCCACGGGCGACCAAGACCUCUCGCGAUCCACCUAUAAGGAAACAGAGGUGAUCCUACUCUGGAGAAGACAGGUCACAUCAGCGCUCUUGCAGACGGAGAUUCCUCAGGGGUUGCGCUGGUAGGCUUGCGAACCAAUCUGGGAGCUAUAGAUUGGCGGUGUAAAACAGUCCGCACAAGGAAUGAAGACUUGCUGAUGGAGGCUGGGAAAGACGCUGUACUGAUCUACGGAGGGACAACAGCUUUUGGGGAAACAGUGACCGUCGAUGGAUUGCUAAAUACGUACAAGAAGGAGCUGAUACUUGUAGGGGCAGAUUGUAUAGAUUUUCUCACUCAGACCGAGAACACUGGCGCUCAAGGUGUCAAAUGGGGUGCACAAGUCUGGGCUGUCACGAUAGUUGGCAGUGCUAUCCUACUCAACCGGUGAGGCGAUUGGGACUUUCCCAGGUCUGGAAUCAGAACAAGUCAGGCAGACACUACAUAACUGACGAGAGUUCUCUUAUUAUUGAAAGUAAACUCUUUUCUUUCAAUAUUUCAGAUUCAUCAAUUUGCAUUAGAGAGAGUAAACAUGGUCUCUUUUCUGCUAUUGAAUUUGAUCGUAAUGGUGCUAUCUGGUUAUGUGCAUCUUUGCCUAAAGUUCUGCCCGGAAAAUCUCUUUUCAAAUCAGUUCUUAACAAAUACAUCACUGCCAGUUUAGAUGGUAAUAACUUUGGGGGGUUCGUUAGAAUUUUUUCGGGGAGGAUUCUUUGUUUAUACCAGAGGGAAAAAUGGAGUUGGUUUCACUAGAUUUAUUGCCGGUCUCUCGCAUGCAAUUACCAGACUGAGAGAAUCAUCUCCCCAACAGGCAGAUUCACAACAAAAAUUGAAUGAGGCUGGUUGUUCAGAUUUUGAGAUAAUUAAUCUCGUUAUUGAUCGUAUGGACGGGAAUUAUGUAGACACUAAGGAGCUCACUAUCUCAGAUGCCUUAUUACAAGCUGAUUUAGUAUAUUCUGGAAAUAUGAUCGGUACUUUGGGCUCUCCGGUAACAACUACUUGAUUUGAUUCUUCUCACAUUUGUGCCACGUUAGAAUCCUCUGUUUCAGAGCUAAAACUAUUCCUCCAGGAUACAAUGAACUCGAGUGUUGCUAAUUUGUCAACAUUUAUAUCCAAAGAAUAUGAGCGUAUCUUUAAACAACUAUCUGAAACCCAAGGACUAAUUAAAUAGUGAGCAAUCACAUAAAGAGGUGCUUGCUGAUGACCAACAGGAUACUAAAAAAAGGAUGCUGCCAAGAGAGGUGCUAAGCGGGGAAUUGGAGUUAGAGCAGCCAAAAUUGAAAAUCAGGAGGCCGACUCCUCGAGGGAGUUUUUCUUAGGUCACACUUCGGAGAAAGAAAAGCGGACUCCUAUGUCAACGAUGGAAGAUUUAUGGGAUUUCAAAACUAAUCAAGAUAUUUUCAAUAAGGCUUGCUGAUAACGAGGGAUAACUACUUGCCUACGAACAAUAUGAAUAUGCAGAUGAACAACUACAAAAGGAGAAAUCAACAUUCACAUCGUAUGAGGACGUGAACUCAAACUCGCAUGGAGCAUUGAGGAGUUUUACUAUACUUAGGGAGUUAGGGUUCUAUUGGAUGGGCAUUUGUAUGGGUAGGGUUGGGCUCUAUAUCUAGUUGCAUUCCUCUUGUUUCUCUAUUUUUUUUCUUCCUUCUUUCACAUGUACGUUUUCCUCUUUUCUUAAUAAAACGAGGCGCACCUCCCAGUAUUUUUCUUUUAAUUUUAAAACGAGGAAAAUCC